Messenger RNA from Heteronotia binoei (common prickly gecko), 1433 nucleotides. RefSeq names its product ribonuclease K (gene RNASEK). The transcript is spliced from 3 exons. Gene Ontology annotation, molecular function: RNA endonuclease activity. Lineage: Eukaryota; Metazoa; Chordata; Lepidosauria; Squamata; Gekkonidae. The record is from RefSeq and is a predicted model, not a curated record. Bases 131 to 430 code for a protein of 99 amino acids.
GCGGGGCUCUCUGGCUCCGCCCUGUCAGGUGACCUGCCGGGCGCUGCGUUGGGGCGGGCUCAGUCUGCUGCGUCGGCUCGGCCAGGCAGCAGCUCGGAGCGGGGGGAGCGUCGUCGCGGCCGCCGCCGCCAUGGUGUCGCUGCUGUGCUGCGGGCCGAAGAUGGCCGCCUGCGGGAUUGUGCUCAGCGCCUGGGGGGUCAUCAUGCUGGUUCUGCUGGGCAUCUUCUUCAACGUCCACUCCGCCGUCCUCAUCGAAGACGUCCCGGCCACGGAGGAGGACUUCAAAGGCAAAGGGCCGGAGAAGAUCUACCAGCUCUACAACCAAGUCAGUUACAACUGCUUCAUCGCGGCUGGUCUCUACGUCCUCCUGGGGGGCUUCUCAUUCUGCCAAGUGCGGCUCAACAAGCGGAAGGAGUACAUGGUCCGCUGAAGAUGCUUCCCCCCUCCCCCAACUCCUUGCUGGUUGUUCCUCCUUUCCCUUCCAGUCCUCCUGGUUGUAUUUAUUCUGUUUGGCCUUGCCCUUGGCCGUGGGACUCUGGGGGGGCACUCCUUCCCCUCUCCCUGCCCUCCCCCCUCUUUCCUUCUCUUGUGCCUGGGAGCAUUGGGGGGGCGGGUGGUCCCCCAGUGUGAGCUCUCCUCAAAGUUCCCCUCCUCCCCUAACACGGAUCUCCUUUUCUGGGAUGGUUUUCCCAUGUGUCAGAAAGGGGAGGGAAGCUGCUUUUUUUGGGGGGGGGGUCCCUUCCCACCACCUCCUUUCAAAAUAGCUGCCAGGUGCUCCCCCCCACCUUGCCCGCUCAGUCCGGCCGGCUUUUCCUGCACAGCCCCCCCCCCAAGGUCACCUCUUCCAUGCCAGCAACACCCAGGGCGCCUGUGGCUGGUCCUUGUUGACGGGCCGCAGACUCGAGUGUUGGGUAAACAUUGAGGACGCCACCUCUUCCUUCCCACUCUCUGAGGUGGGAGGGAGAUUGUGCUGUGCGUGAGCCAGGCUGUGCUGUGGCAGUGUGACAUCCAUUCGCCGUUUCUUGGUCAGACUUUCCUCCUUGGUGGUCAUGUGAGCCUGCUGCUUUGAGGGCCCCAGGUUCUGAGCCCUCUGCCAUCUGCUGUGUCGUCCCCCCCCCCCCCCCCCGUGCCAGCUGGAGGAGGAGUACAGGAGCCUUUCAGAUAUGGAAUUGCAUGGAGGUUUUGUUCCUGGAAAGACUCCCCUCCCCCACCUCCUGCACAUUCUGGAGCUUGGCUGGGGUGCCGUUCCUUGGAGACUGGCCGUCUGGACAUCUUUUCCUUGGGCCACCAGUGCCCCUUCGUGCCCCAGUGAGAGAUACUGGCAGCUGGGGGAGGGUAGAGGGCCUGUGUGAUGGUUGCUGGGCCCUUGGGGGGGGGGGGGUCUUAACCAUCUCUUCAGUCACUUGUGCAAUAAUAAAUGUUGUUGGGCCCUG